This is a messenger RNA of Cuculus canorus (common cuckoo), 5593 nucleotides long. It is a transcript of the gene IFT172, whose product is annotated as intraflagellar transport 172. Lineage: Eukaryota; Metazoa; Chordata; Aves; Cuculiformes; Cuculidae. Gene Ontology annotation, cellular component: axoneme; ciliary basal body; intraciliary transport particle B. Gene Ontology annotation, molecular function: protein binding. The transcript is spliced from 47 exons. Gene Ontology annotation, biological process: intraciliary transport. The record is from RefSeq and is a predicted model, not a curated record. Bases 18 to 5450 code for a protein of 1810 amino acids.
GUUCGGGUCCGCGCGCGAUGCAGCUGCGCCACGUGCGGACCCUGAUGGCCCCGCAGGAGGGCCUGGCCCGGGUGAGGUGCAUGUCCUGGUCGGCCAACAGCGCCCGGUUUGCAGUGUGCACAGCUGAGCAGGUGGUGCUGUUGUACGAUGAGCAGGGUGAGCAGCGAGACAAGUUCUCUACCAAGCCUGCAGACCCCAAGGUGAGUGGGGAAAGGGGACGGGGGACUGGGGGCCAGGCAGGGUGGGCUGGGGACCCGGGAAGGGUGGGCAGAGGGCUGGGGGCCUGGAAAGAUAGAGCCAAGGUCCAGGGAAGGCGGGCUGGGACUGGGUGGGGGUCAGGCAGAGCAGCCUUCCCCUGCAGUCACUCCGAAAUCACCCCACAGUAUGGCAGGAAGAGCUACGUGGUCAAGGGCAUGGCCUUCUCUCCAGACUCCACCAAAAUUGCCGUCGGCCAAACGGACAACAUCGUCUACGUCUACCGUAUCGGAGAGGAGUGGGGUGACAAGAAGGUGAUAUGCAACAAGUUCAUCCAAACGAGCACCGUGACCUGCUUGUUAUGGCCAGCGGAAAAUGUCAUUGUCUUUGGUCUUGCUGAAGGAAAGGUCCGUUUAGCCAAUACAAAGAACAACAAGUCAUCCACCAUCUACAGGACAGAUUCCUACGUGGUCUCGCUGACCUCCAACGUGUCAGGGAAGGGAAUCCUCUCUGGCCAUGCAGAUGGAACCAUUGUACGCUUCUUCUUCGAUGACGAGGGCUCUGGUGAAUCACAGGGCAAGUUGGUGGUGCAUCCCUGUCCUCCGUAUGCCCUUGCCUGGGCUUCCAACAGCAUUGUGGCUGCAGGCUGCGAUAAGAAGAUCGUAGCUUAUGGGAAGGAGGGCAAUGUAAUCCAAACCUUUGACUAUAGCCAGGACUCGUCAGAGAAGGAAUUCACUGUGGCAGCUGCCAGUCCUGGAGGACAGUCCGUCGUUGUUGGCAGCUAUGAUAGGUUAAGGGUUUUGAACUGGAGCCCGCGCCGUGGUGCCUGGGAGGAAGGCAAACCCAAAGAAAUCACUCACCUCUACACCAUCACAGCUUUGGCGUGGAAGAGGGAUGGCUCACAGAUCUGUGUGGGCACUCUGUGUGGAGGAGUGGAACAGUUUGACUACUGCCUCUGCAGAAGUGUUUACAAAAACAAGUUUGAAAUGACGUACGUGGGACCAAGCCAGGUCAUUGUGAAGAACCUCUCAACAGGAGCUCAAGUUGUGUUGAAAUCCCAGUAUGGUUAUGAGAUUGAUGAGGUGAAGAUCUUGGGGAAAGACAGAUAUCUGGUGGCCCGCACCUCUGACACGUUGCUGCUGGGUGACAUCAGCACCGACAAGUUCAGUGAGGUCGCCUGGCAAGGAUCUGGAGGGAAUGAGAAGUUCUUCUUCGACAACGAGAAUGUCUGCAUCAUCUUUAACGCUGGAGAGCUGACACUGGUGGAAUAUGGAAGCAAUGACAUCCUGGGUUCUGUCCGCACAGAGUUCAUGAACCCUCACCUUGUCAGUGUCCGUAUCAACGAGAGACGGAAGAGAGGCAUGGAGGAGAACAAGAGACUGGCUUAUCUGAUAGACAUUAAGACCAUAGCAACAGUGGAUCUAGUCAGUGGCUACAACACUGGCACUGUCAGCCACGACAGCAAGAUCGACUGGCUGGAGCUGAACGAAACGGGCCACAAACUGCUCUUCAGGGACAAGAAGAUGAGGCUGCAGCUUUACAACAUGGAAAGCGGCACCAAGAAGACCAUCGUGAACUAUUGCUCCUAUGUGCAGUGGGUCCCUGGCAGCAACGUGGUGGUGGCUCAGAAUAGAAACAGCCUCUGUGUCUGGUACAACAUUGAUGCUCCAGAGCAAGUCACCAUGUUUCCCCUGAAGGGGGAUAUUGUAGACUUGAAACGGAGUGAUGGAAAGACAGAAGUGAUCGUAUCUGAAGGGGUGAACACUGUGUCCUACACCCUGGAUGAAGGCUUUAUAGAGUUUGGAACUGCCAUUGACGAUGGGGAUUGUCACAGGGCUGCUGAGUUUCUGGAGACACAGGAAAUGUCUGACGAGACUGAAGCCAUGUGGAAGACUCUAAGCAGACUGGCUUUGGAAUCACGGCAGCUGCGCAUCGCAGAGAGGUGCUUUGCAGCAUUGGGCAAUGUGGCGAGGGUUCGAUUUCUGCGUGAAACGAAUGCCAUUGCCGACCAGGCAGCUCAAGAGCAUGGUGGGGAUGGCACAGACCAUUAUCUGGUACGAGCUCGUUUGGCCAUGCUGGACAAGAACUUCAAGUUGGCAGAGAUGAUCUUCCUGGAACAAAACGCCACAGAGGAGGCCAUGAACAUGUACCAGGAGCUGCACAUGUGGGAUGAAUGCAUUGCGGUUGCUGAGGCCAAGGGACACCCAAUGCUGGAUAAGUUGCGACGGGAUUACUACCAGUGGCUGCUGGAUACCCAACAGGAGGCGAAGGCUGGGGAGGUCCAAGAGGAACAGGGUGACUACCUGGCAGCCACCAGCUUGUACCUGCAGGCAGGGCUGCCAGCUAAAGCCGCACAGCUGGCCAUGAGGCAGGACGAGCUCCUGACCAAUGGAGAUGUCAUCAACAGGGUCUGCACGGCACUGGUCCAAGGGGAACUGUAUGAGCAGGCUGGAGACCUAUUUGAGAAGACUGGGAACACACAGAAGGCUCUGGAGUGCUAUUGCAAGGGCAGUGCCUUCCUGAAAGCGGUGGAGCUGGCUCGCCUGGCGUUUCCUGCAGAGGUUGUGGCACUGGAGGAGUCCUGGGGAGACCAUCUGGUGCAGCAGAAACAGCUGGAUGCGGCUAUCAACCACUACAUUGAAGCUAGGUGCUCAGUUAAGGCCAUCGAGGCAGCCCUGGGAGCUCGUCAGUGGAAGAAGGCCAUCUGCAUUUUGGACCUGCAAGACAAACAGACAGCAGCCAAAUAUUACCUCAAGAUUGCCCAGCACUAUGCAGCUUUGCAGGAGUAUCAGGUUGCAGAGGAGCUGUACAUCAAAGGAGACCGGACCAAGGAUGCCGUUGACAUGUACACACAGGCUGGGCUCUGGGAGCAGGCUCACAAGCUGGCAGUCAAGUGUAUGAGUCAGGAAGAAGUGUCUGUGCUCUAUAUAACCCAGGCCCAAGAGAUGGAGAAGGAGGGCAAGUACAAAGAAGCAGAGAGGCUGUACAUCACGGUGAAUGAACCUGAUUUGGCCAUCACCAUGUACAAGAAGUGCAAGAUGUACGAUGAGAUGGUUUCCCUAGUAGCCAAGUAUCACAAGGACAUACUCAGCAACACCCACCUGCAUCUGGGCAAGGAGCUAGAGGCAGAGGGGCGCUUACAGGAGGCUGAGUACCACUACCUAGAAGCGAAGGACUGGAAGGCCACAGUAAACAUGUACAGAGUGAAUGAUAUGUGGGAAGAAGCGUACAGGGUGGCCAAGGCACACGGUGAAGCAGACGCCUACAAGCAUGUAGCCUACAUGUGGGCAAAGAGCCUGGGUGGAGAGGCAGCCGUGAGACUCCUCAGUAAAUUUGGGCUUCUGGAGAUGGCCAUUGACCAUGCAGUGGACAGCAGGGUGUUUGAAUUUGCUUUUGAAUUGGCCCGCCUCUCCAUGAAGCAGAAGAUGCCAGAGAUCCACUUAAAAUAUGCCAUGUACCUGGAAGAUGAGGGCAAAUUUGAAGAGGCUGCAGCAGAAUUCGUUAAAGCUGGGAAGCCCAAGGAGGCAGUGCUGAUGUUUCUGUAUAACCAGAACUGGGAUGCUGCACAGCGCGUGGCCGAGGCUCAUGAUCCAGACAGCGUGGCAUAUGUGCUGGUGGGACAGGCACGCGUUGCCUUUGAGCAGAGAGAAUUCCAGAAAGCAGAGGCCUUCCUCCUGCGAGCACAGAGACCUGAGCUGGCCAUAAAGUACUACAAGGAGUCUGGAAUGUGGAGCGAGGCCCUGCGGAUCUGCAAGGAAUAUGUGCCCAGACAGCUGGAAGAGUUACAGGAGGAGUGUGGCAGGGAAGCUGCCAAGAAGGGCUCCAGAGGAACAGAAGGGCUGCUGGAGCAGGCGCGAGAGUGGGAGCAGGCAGGGGAGUAUGCCAGGGCAGUGGACUGCUACCUGAAGGUGCGGGACCCCAGCAACAGUGUCCUGAUGGAGAAGUGCUUACUGAAGGCUGCCGAACUGGCCAUUAAAUUCCUGGGUCAGUCGCAGAGCGUGGAGGUGACGCGGACCGUGGCUCCUCAGCUAGUGGCCAUGAAGAAAUGCAGUGCGGCAGCUGAACUCUACCUCAACUUGGACCUCAUCCAAGAAGCUAUCGAUGCCCUCAUCGAAGGGGAGGAGUGGAGCAAAGCCAAGCGCAUAGCCAAGGAGUUGGACCCCAGGUCAGAGGAGUACGUGGACCAGCGUUAUAAGGAGUAUUUAAAGAACCAAGGAAAGGUGGAUUCACUGGUGGGAGUAGAUGUCAUGGCCGCGUUGGAUUUGUACGCUGAGCAGGAGCAAUGGGAGAAGUGCCUGGAGGUGGCAGCCAAGCAGAACUAUAAAGUCUUGCACAAAUAUGUAGCUCUGUACGCGACCCACCUCAUCCGGGAGGGCAGCUGGGACAAAGCCCUGAACCUCUAUGUCCACCACGGAGCGCCUGCCAACCCACAGAAUUUCAACAUUUACAAGCGUCUCUUUGUGGAGAUGGUGAGUGCGUCUGGCAUGAACUGUGCUGAGGCUUACUCCAGCUGGGCCAACCUGCGCAACGUUCUCUUCCAUCUGUGUGAAAACUUGGUGAAGUCAAGUGAGGCGAACACCCCAGCACAGGAAGAGUUUGAAACAAUGCUGCUCAUCUCUCACUACUACGCCACUCGUGCCGCUGCUCAGGGUGUGAAGCAACUGGACACUGUGGCUGCCAAGCUGUCCAUUUCCUUGCUCCGCCACACCAAGCUCCUCCCGGCAGACAAGGCUUUCUACGAAGCUGGGAUGGCUGCCAAGGCAGUCAGCUGGGAGAACAUGGCGUUCAUCUUCCUGAACUACUUCCUGGACCUCUCGGAUGCCAUUGAAGAAGGGAACGUGGAUUCCCUGGACCACUCCGAUUUCCAGGGGACGGACAUCCCCUUUGAAGUGCCGCUUCCAGCUCAGCAACACGUGCCUGAGGAGAAGCGGGAGGAGGUCCGGGACUGGGUGCUCACCAUGUCCCUGGACCAGCGGUUGGAGCAGGUGCUGCCGCGGGAUGAGCGUGACACCUACGAAGCCUCCCUGGUGGCAGCAAGCACAGGUGUGCGCUCCCUGCCCUGUGUGCUCACAGGGUACCCUGUGCUACGCAACAAGAUCGAAUUCGAGCGGCCGGGCCGAGAAGCCAACAAGGACACGUGGAACAAGUUCCUGAUGGCUGUCAAGACAUCCCACAGCCCUGCCUGCCAGGAUGUGCUCAAGUUCCUCGGCCAGUGGUGUGGGGGCCUCCCAAGCACCAGCUUCUCUUUCCAGUGAGUGGGACCACGGCAGCAAUCAGUCCUGUUUGUCAGCACCCUCCACUUCCACCCCCAAUAAAGGUUGUCUCAGCCCUGAUGUAAAUCUGCUCGUCAAGGGACGUGGAGUCCCAGAACACAGGACCACAACCCUAUCCACGUCUC